Messenger RNA from Amphiprion ocellaris (clown anemonefish), 4872 nucleotides. RefSeq names its product RAB11 binding and LisH domain, coiled-coil and HEAT repeat containing (gene relch). Gene Ontology annotation, molecular function: protein binding. Lineage: Eukaryota; Metazoa; Chordata; Actinopteri; Pomacentridae. Gene Ontology annotation, biological process: intracellular cholesterol transport. The coding region runs from base 82 to 3663 and encodes 1193 amino acids. The record is from RefSeq and is a predicted model, not a curated record. Gene Ontology annotation, cellular component: recycling endosome; trans-Golgi network. The transcript has 31 exons.
CUAGCUUAAUAUCCAUUCAGGAAGAAGCGGGUCUGAUUAGCUUAGCUAGCUUAGAUUGCUAAAAAUCUUUAUAGUGCAAAAAUGGCGUCGGUCAACCCAUUUAAUCUCAGUGAUUCUGAGGAAGAGGCUGAGCGGCGCCCCAAUGAAACAGUUGACACAGAGAGGAGCCCGAGUGACGGGGCGCCAGGGCCACCGCCAGGCAAUCCUUUCUCUCCGCCUGCGGACGCCGAGCCUCCGACGCUGCUGCUGUCUAGCAACCGGACGAGCCCCAGCGGUGAGGGCAUCUCGGUGUCGGCCGCGGCCACCUCCGCUAUGGCAGGCAGCACCGAGGCGCGGGUGUCUGUGGAUGUCAUUGCUGCUCAGCUAUUGCGGGACCAAUAUAUUCUCACGGCCCUUGAGUUUCACACCGAACUGUUGGAAGCAGGUAGAGAGCUUCCGCGGCUGAGGGAUUAUUUCUCCAACCCGGGGAACUUCGAGCGACAGAGCGGCACUCCUCCGGCCAAAGACCAGGUACUCGGACCUGGAGGACCGCUGAAUCGAGCUGGCAGCAUCAGCACCUUGGACUCUCUGGACUUUGCCCGAUACUCAGAUGACGGCAACCGAGAGUCUGACGAACGGGUGGCAGUGCUGGAGUUUGAGCUACGGAAAGCAAAGGAGACCAUUCAGGCUCUGCGCGCCAACUUGACUCAGGCAGCAGAGAGCGAAGUGCCCUCUCAAGAGAGAAAAAACUUCAAGUCAAGUCCUGAAAUUCAGGAGCCUAUACGCCCACUGGAGAAAAGAGCCUUAAACUUCCUUGUGAAUGAAUAUUUAUUAAAAAACGAAUACAAACUCUCAUCUAUCACCUUCUCUGAUGAAAAUGAUGAUCAGGACUUUGAGUUGUGGGAUGAUGUCGGCCUCAACAUCCCAAAACCUCCUGACCUAUUACAGCUCUACAGGAACUGUGGCACCCCCCUUCCUUCUCCUCGGGACAUGGUUGAUGUGUCAGUAGGGGUGGAUUUUGGUGAUCUUCCAGGAAACUGCAUUGCUCAAGAGCCCCCUAAGAAGCCUGACUUAUCACAACAGCAACAGACAGAAGUGGUGCAAGAGCUGGAGUACCAGAUCAGCCUCCUCAACAAUGAGAAGCAGAGCCUAGCAGAGCAGAUCAAGAAACUGCAAAGUGAGAUUCAGACACUGAAGAGGACUGUCUCCUCCCCACCUCUGGCCACUCUGGACUUGGGCACCCAGAGUAAAUCUAACCUCUCUUCCUCUUCUACCACCACCACCGCUUGCUCCACUGACCCUCUCUCUGUGCCUCCAACAGAUAAUGGCCAGUAUCUGGACAUCAGAGGGGUUUCGGAAGCUGGUAAUGACCCCACCUCUGUUCAAAACACAUCACAUCCACAAUCCCACAACAAGCUUAAGAGUCAGCCACUUGUCCAGUUUGAUAAACCCAACAGGAAGUUAUCUCCGGUCUUCCAGCAAGCCUUGCUGUCCUUCUGCAGAAUGUGUUCUGACAGCCGCUUGGGAGCAGAGGUGUCUCGUAUAGCAGACAGCGAGGAGAGUGUGAUGCUAAUGUUGGGCCGCUGUCUUCCUCACAUUGUCCCUAAUGUCCUUCUUGCUAAACGAGAGAGAAUGGUUGCGCACCUUUGCCAGGAGUUGAUUCCUCUCAUCCUGUGUACCGCCUGCCUACACCCAGAGCCUAAAGAGAGAGACCAGCUCCUUCACAUCCUUUUUAACCUCAUCAAGAGACCGGAUGAUGAGCAGAGACAAAUGAUCUUGACGGGCUGUGUUGCAUUUGCACGGCAUGUGGGUCCCACGCGUGUCGAGGCAGAGCUACUUCCUCAGUGCUGGGAACAGAUUAACCACAAAUAUCCAGAGAGGAGAUUGUUGGUGGCAGAGUCCUGUGGAGCCUUAGCACCUUAUCUGCCUAAGGAGAUUCGUAGCUCCCUGGUGUUGUCUAUGCUUCAGCAGAUGCUUGCUGAGGAUAAGGCUGACAUGGUCAGGGAGGCUGUGGUCAAGAGCCUGGGUAUUAUCAUGGGUUACAUAGAUGACCCUGACAAAUACUCCCAGGGUUUUGAGUUGAUGCUGCUGUCACUCGGGGACCCAUCAGAGCGGGUGGUCAGUGCAGUCCACCAGGUCUUCAUUCCUGCCUUUGCUGCCUGGACCACAGAGCUGGGCACUCUGCACACCGCACUUAUCCCUUCUCUAUUAGCACGGAUAGAGAAGCUACUUAAUCAGGGAGAACACGGCCUUGAUGAACACAAACUCCACGUUUUCCUGUCAGCCCUUCAGUCCCUCAUCCCUCCUCUGUUUGCUGUGGUGCUGCAAAAUGCACCUUUUACCAGCAGAGCCAAACUCCACGGAGACAUACCUGCAAUAGAAGUUACCCGGUUCCCCAGGCCAGCUUCUCCUCUCCAGGAUGUGGCAACUAUCAUCGGCAGCAGGGAGAUGCUUAGUGCUCUGCUGCUACUCUAUGACCACCAGUUAGAGCAUGAAGGAACCACCGGCUGGGACAGUCUGCUAUGGGUGGUCAACCAACUCCUGCCUCAGCUCAUAGACAUUGUGGGUCGCAUUAAUGUGACAUCGUCUACCUGCGUACACGAGUUUUCCCGCUUUUUCUGGAGGUUCUGUCGCACCUUUGGAAAGAUUUUCACCAACACUAAGGUUAAACCACAGUUCCAAGAGAUUCUUCGACUCUCUGAAGAAAACGUUGAUGCUUCAGCAGGGAACGGUAUUCUCACCAAAGCCACAGUCCCCAUCUAUGCCACUGGAGUGCUGACAUGUUAUAACCAGGAGGAGGAUCGCAAGCUGUUGGUGGGUUUCCUGGAGGAUGUUAUGACAACCCUAUCUCUAUCCCAUGCACCUCUCGACAGCCUGAAGGCCUCCUUUGUGGAGCUGGGUGCUAACCCAGUCUACCAUGAACUGCUGCUGACUGUCCUGUGGUACGGGGUGGUCCAUACAUCUGCUCUGGUCCGGUGUACUGCAGCACGGAUGUUUGAGCUGCUGGUGAAGGGGGUGAAUGAGACGCUGGUAGCUCAGAGAGUGGUGCCGGCUCUCAUCACACUGUCCUCCGACCCUGAAAUCUCGGUGAGGAUAUCUACUAUUCCUGCCUUUGGUACCAUCAUGGAGACCGUCACACAGAAAGAGCUGCUGGAGCGUGUUAAAAUGCAGCUGGCAUCGUUCCUGGAAGACCCUCAGUACCAAGAUCAGCACUCUUUGCACAUGGAGAUCAUCAGGACAUUCGGGAGGGUUGGACCUAAUGCAGAGCCACGCUUCAGAGACGAGUUUGUGCUGCCACACCUUCACAAGCUGGCGCUGGCUAACAACAGCCAGCCAACGGAAAGCAAGAGGAUUGACAUUGCCACCCAGCUGUUCGAGGCCUACAGCGCCCUCUCCUGCUGCUUCAUUUCCGAGGAGGUGAUGGUCAACCAUUUCCUGCCUGGCCUCAGGUGUUUGCGCGCCGACAUGGAGCAACUCUCUCCCGAGCACGAGGUUAUUCUAAGUUCUAUGAUCAAAGAGUGUGAAAUCAAGGUGGAAAACAGAGGAAUGUCAGACGCACAAGGCUCGAUGUCCAUUGCAUCCAGUUUGGUGGGUGAGGAUGCCAAGACCAAGUUCCUGAGUAAGAUGGGUCAGCUGACCACCUCUGGUGCCAUGCUGGCCAACGUCUUCCAGAGGAAGAAGUAACCACAACACUGACUGAUCGGCCAUCGCAACUAACUGACGAACCCCUGCUGUCUUUGGGAGCAUCUCAUUUUGCUGGGAAAAAAAGCAUCGGUUCAGCUUAAAGUAGAAGAAAGUGUAUAUUUUAAUCAAUUUGAAAGGGUUUGCUCAAAGUGGUGUUGAUUUAAAAUCUUCAGAGCAGCAGGAGAAUCUGCUACUUAAAGGUGAACAGAAAUGGGCUUUUUUGUUUUGCAGCGAAAGCAUCUGAGGUUUUCCCCUCUGCUCAUUUAUUCUCUCCUUAAUUCUUAAUCAUGAUGACAGCAUUGUCAAGGGAUCUGCUUUUAUGAGUCACGUUGUCAUUUCAGAAAGAGAGGAGAGAGGGGAACACGCUGAACUGUAUCACCCAAAGUGAUGACAAGGAAUUUGUUACCGGGACAUUUCUGGACUUGAAAAUAGCACUGAAUUUGAUUUUCAGAAGAGCAUAAUUUGUCUCUAGGAAACAAAACUUCUGCUGGAUUUCAUAUAGAAAUUUAACGGGCGCCAUUAUGGAUGAAAAGGUUCCACAGCAUUUGCACAGUUUCUCAUAACUUGCAUUUGUCAGUGAAAUCACACUGACGGUUUGAACCACAGAAUGGCAGUGCAUCUGUUUAGAAUGCCUUGUACAGUGUGUCUGUACGGCUCAGAAGUAUCGCCUACUUGAAACUAUAAAAAAGUUGUCUUGCCUUUAUUUCUUCAACGUCCGUCUCUGGUUUUGUUUUGAUAGCUUCUAUUUUAUAACUUAUUUAUGUCUUAAUGAAGAAAAACGCAUACUUUAUUCCAACUUCCAAAGAAAUUUGCACUUCACUUUACUGUUUUGUUCUUUAUUAUAUAUUUUUUGUUUUAAUUCAGAGUCUUAUACAUAAAGAUUAUCACUACUGUUAAUGAGUUUUUUGGGGGGUUUUUUUUGUUUAACUGUUUUGGCAAUGUGAAGUUGAAGAGAACACUGGUCAUAAUUAUACCUUUUCUGUCCGUUGCAUCUUGUCUCUCAGUGUUGCAGUGUCUCUGAUAAUUGUACUUUUUUUUCUAAAGUGGGUAUUUGGUUAUAUUUUUUCGUUGUUCUUUUUGGAUAUGCUCGAAGAGAAACAGUAAAUAACUGUAUCAUACACUGAACUGAAGGGGAUGGUACUCGUGUAUAUUUGAAAUUCGUGUCAUGGUGUAAUAAAAGAUGGAGAUCAGUUGUGUACUUAAACAUAA